AUGUCUCCAUAUUCUGUACUCGUCACAGGGGCCAAUCGGGGCAUUGGCCUAGGAUUGGUUCGCGAAUUGCUGAAGGACUCAGGGAUUGGAGUCAUAGUAGCAACCGCACGCGACAUUGAAAACGCCCAGGUCCGUAAUGUAGCUUGACUCAAUUCGGAUGAAUGCUUUUUAGAAAUUGAAGGAAGUUCAAGAUCCUCGCUUGCAUUUACUUCAAUUGGAUGUCAACUGCGAUAAGUCGAUCAAAACCUUCUAUGAAAAGGUGUUACAUUUGUUUUUUUGAUCACAACCUGUUUAUUGCGAAUUUUUCUAGCUUUCCGGAGUUGUGGGAGAAAAUGGUUUGAAUGUGUUGAUCAACAACGCCGGUGUUUUGGUGAAUUACACUUCGGAACAGGUAAAUUAAUUUCUGAAUUUUAUGCAUGAUGACUCUGAGCCGAAUUAAGGAGCCAAGCAGAAAAGAUCUUCUGAAACAAAUUGAAACGAACACAAUCAGCGUCGUCGUUUUGACCCAAGUAAUUUUUUUUCCAGGAGACUGUAAAGUCAUUUUGAGUUUAUUUUCAAACUUUAAGUUUAGAAAUUGCUCCCUUUACUUGAUCGAGCAGCUUCACAAAAGCCACCAUCAGAAUUUUCGAUCAACCGCGCAGCCGUUCUUAACAUUUCUUCUGGUGAGAUCCUUUUUUUUUUGGGAAAAACCAUUUCAUUGUUCAGGGCUGGGGUCUAUUGGGAACAAUACCAUUGGAUCGACCGAGAAGGGAUUUCUCGCCUACAGAAUAAGCAAGGUUUUUUCACCCUCAUGUAUUUUUUUGUCUUAAACCAUUGAUUGAAAAAUUCAUAACUUUCAUCUCACCUUCUCUGUUCGAAGAAGCCACUUAAAAAAAGGGAAAAAAAAACGAAUUAUACGCGAAACUCAUCUUGCGAAAGUGAUCGGAGUUCCGACAUAUGUGAGCGGAAAAAAGUAGAAAAAAACUAUUGUACCAAAAAAAUAAAUAAAUAAAUUUUUUUAAGGUAGAAGGGAAUAUUUUCACGUUUCCAAAAAAAGGAGGUGAAUGGAUUUUUUUGGUUGAAAACAAACAUUUCAGAGACACAUCUAGUAAAAAAAAUUUCGCAAUUAAAGAAUAUUCAAUAUUCUUUCAAAAAGAUACAUUCAUAAUUUCUGAUUACGCGAAAUUAUUUAGAACGGCGCACAAGCCUAUUUAUUGAAAUAACUCGGACCUGACGAGUGACAAACGGAUUAGACGCUCCUCCUCAAGUGAUCACUAGAGAGGCGCAGGUAGUAGUUACGCAAGUGGAAAUUUUUUUUUUCUUUUCGACGACCACUUAGAGAUAAUUACUUCGUUUUUCCUCGCGAGACCUGAAAGCUGCAAAAUUUGGGUGGUUUAACUGAAAGUUCUAGGCGGGAUUGAACCAGUUUGGAAAGACGUUUGGAAUCGACGUGAAGAACAAAGGAAUUCUGGUAUCUUCUUUCUGUCCUGGCUGGGUUCAGACAGAUAUGGGCGGCGAGCAAGCUCAGCUUACGGUAUUCAGGAACAUGGCAUCCUGUUGCUAUUCUCGUAAUUUUUAGACUGAGCAGUCUGCCGAGGCGUUGGUUUCUUCCUUCCAUCGAUUGAAUGCCGAGCACACGGGUCUUUAUUUUGACCGAAAUCUCAAACCACUCGAAUUUUGA
Caenorhabditis auriculariae is the source of this 1660-nucleotide messenger RNA. The record is from the annotation of a GenBank genome assembly. Lineage: Eukaryota; Metazoa; Nematoda; Chromadorea; Rhabditida; Rhabditidae.